CUAGCUCUGCCAAGUGGGUCAAAUAUCACGGGUCAGGCGUGGGGAGGGUGACUGGGCGGGUCUGUCGAUAUAAAUCCUGGAGCUUCUGCAUCCAUCGAGAGACGCCUGGCCAUCGUCAGCUGGAGAGGCACGAAGGCCCCUGCACCUGCCCCGGACGCUAGGCCCUGAAGUGAGUCUGACCACUCAGCUCUCCACCGGCACACCCCGACCGCGCCUGCAGACCUGAGCCAUUGAUGGGCUGGGACAAGGCCCGGUUCGAGCACCUGGGAGCGUGGGCUCCUGUGCUGGCUGUCCUCCUCCUGGGAGCCUGCCAGGCAUACCCCAUCCCUGACUCCAGCCCCCUCCUACAAUUCGGGGGCCAGGUCCGGCAGCGGUACCUCUACACGGACGACACGCAGGACACAGAAGCCCACCUUGAGAUCAGGGCCGACGGCACCGUGGUGGGGGCCGCCCACCAAAGCCCGGAAAGUCUCCUGGAGCUGAAAGCCUUGAAGCCGGGGGUCAUUCAAAUCCUGGGAGUCAAGACCUCCAGGUUCCUGUGCCAGAGGCCAGACGGGGCCCUGUACGGCUCGCUUCACUUCGACCCCGAGGCCUGCAGCUUCCGGGAGCUGCUUCUCGAGGAUGGAUACAACAUUUACCAGUCUGAGGCUCGUGGCCUCCCCCUGCGCCUGCCGCCCCAUGACUCCCCACAUCGGGACCGGACCCCUCAGGGACCAGCUCGUUUCCUGCCGCUGCCUGGCCUGCCCCUGGUUCCUCCAGAGCUGCCAGGGGUCCUGGCCCUUGAGCCCCCCGACGUGGGCUCCUCAGACCCGCUGAGCAUGAUGGGGCCCUCGCAGGGCCAAAGCCCCAGCUACGCUUCCUGAAGCCAUGGGCUGUUAAUUAGGGCUCCUCUCCUUAUUUAUUGGGUUAUUUAUAUUAUUUAUUUUUUAUUUUUCUUACUUGGAUAAUAAAGAGUCAAAGGGAAGAUA
Molecule: messenger RNA, 968 nt
Organism: Tupaia belangeri chinensis (Chinese tree shrew)
Lineage: Eukaryota; Metazoa; Chordata; Mammalia; Scandentia; Tupaiidae
Gene: FGF21
Product: fibroblast growth factor 21
Exons: 3
Coding region: 234-863 (209 amino acids)
Biological process (GO): fibroblast growth factor receptor signaling pathway
Cellular component (GO): extracellular region
Molecular function (GO): fibroblast growth factor receptor binding; growth factor activity
Source: RefSeq, a predicted model, not a curated record